This is a messenger RNA of Sturnus vulgaris (Common starling), 1515 nucleotides long. RefSeq names its product nucleobindin 2 (gene NUCB2). Gene Ontology annotation, molecular function: calcium ion binding. Gene Ontology annotation, cellular component: extracellular exosome; endoplasmic reticulum-Golgi intermediate compartment. The record is from RefSeq and is a predicted model, not a curated record. Lineage: Eukaryota; Metazoa; Chordata; Aves; Passeriformes; Sturnidae.
AGCCGCAGCGCCGCCGCAGCGCGCCCGCCGGAGCCUCGCUUCGGACCCGCCAUCAGCGCGCACCUCACCCUUGAGAAGCAGCGGCUCCUCUCCUGCCGCAGCGGGACCCAAAGAUGAAGCAGUUAUCUGUCCUGCCCCAGCAGUGUCUUUUGUUGGUGACAUGUCUCCUCAUGGCCUUGGAAGCUGUACCUAUAGACAUAGAUAAGACAAAAGUCAAAGCAGAAGGCCAUGUAGAAGGAGAGAAGGUGGAAAAUCCAGAUACAGGACUUUAUUAUGAUGAAUAUCUCAGGCAAGUAAUAGAUGUCUUGGAAACUGAUAAGCAUUUCAGGGAGAAACUCCAGACUGCUGACAUAGAAGAAAUAAAGAGUGGAAAGCUAAGCAGAGAGCUUGAUUUAGUAAGCCACCAUGUGAGAACACGGCUGGAUGAACUGAAAAGACAAGAGGUAGCAAGAUUAAGAAUGUUAAUUAAAGCUAAAAUGGAUUCUGUUCAAGACACUGGCAUAGAUCAUCAGGCUCUCCUUAAGCAGUUUGAGCACCUGAACCAUCAGAAUCCUGACACCUUUGAACCUAAAGACUUGGAUAUGCUGAUCAAAGCAGCUACAAGUGACCUGGAAAACUAUGAUAAAACUCGCCAUGAGGAGUUUAAGAAAUAUGAGAUGAUGAAAGAACACGAGAGGAGAGAGUAUUUAAAAACACUGGAUGAAGAAAAGAGGAAGAAAGAAGAAUCCAAAUUUGAGGAGAUGAAGAAAAAACACGGAGAUCACCCUAAAGUUCACCAUCCUGGAAGCAAAGAUCAACUGAAAGAGGUGUGGGAAGAAGCAGAUGGACUAGAUCCUAAUGAAUUUGACCCCAAAACAUUUUUCAAAUUGCACGAUGUCAAUAAUGAUGGUUUCCUGGAUGAGCAAGAAUUAGAAGCUCUAUUUACUAAAGAGUUAGAAAAAGUUUAUGACCCCAAGAAUGAAGAGGAUGACAUGGUUGAAAUGGAAGAAGAAAGGCUGAGAAUGAGAGAACAUGUAAUGAAUGAGGUUGACAUCAACAAGGACCGGCUAGUGACUUUGGAAGAAUUCCUUCGAGCUACAGAGAAAAAGGAAUUUUUGGAGCCAGAUAGCUGGGAGACACUAGAUCAACAGCAGCUCUUCACCGAGGAUGAGCUGAAGGAAUUUGAAAAUCACAUUUCCCAGCAAGAAGAUGAACUUAGAAAGAAGGCAGAAGAACUUCAGAAACAGAAGGAAGAGCUACAGAGGCAGCACGAUCAGCUUCAGGCUCAGAAACAAGAGCUGCAGCAGGUUGUAAAACAGAUGGAACAAAAGAAACUACAGCAAGGAAAUGCUCCUGCAGGACCAGGUGGAGAACUGAAAAUCCAACCCCCUGGUGAACACAAAGCUGGAGAUGCAGCACAGCAGCCAGCAGGAGGGGACCAGCCUUUACCACCAGGACACGUCCCAGAGGCAGCUGUCAGAACUGAUCAACUGCACCCUUAACCACUUGUGCCUCAACUUUAUAGCAUCUUUAUUA